Molecule: messenger RNA, 615 nt
Organism: Quercus lobata
Lineage: Eukaryota; Viridiplantae; Streptophyta; Magnoliopsida; Fagales; Fagaceae
Product: putative disease resistance protein RGA3
Exons: 1
Coding region: 1-615 (204 amino acids)
Molecular function (GO): ADP binding
Source: RefSeq, a predicted model, not a curated record
AUGCUAGUUUGCUCAUUCCCCCAGGAAGCUGCUGAUAGUAAGGCUCUUACCCUAAAGAAGAAGGUAUGGUCCUUCUUUCACUCUCCAUCAUGUUGUUUUCGUCAAGCUGAUAACCUUUCUCUGCGUCAUGAGAUUGGUCACAAGAUACAAAAAUUGAAUCAAACCUUUGAUAAGAUACUCAAACAUAGAGUGGCAUUUGGGAUUGACUUGAAUAGGAAACCUAAAGUAGAUGAGAGACCACCAACUACGUCCUUUGUGGAUGUGUCUAAAAUAUUUGGCCGUGAUAAGUAUAGGGAUAGUCUACUGAACAACCUAUUAGGCGUGGGUAGUCAAGAAGAAAGCAAUCCUCUUGUCAUCUCCUUAGUGGGCACAGGGGGUAUUGGAAAAUCAACUCUCGCCCAAUUAGCCUACAAUCAUCAUGAGGUGCAAGCAUAUUUUCAUAAAACAAUGUGGGUUUGUGUUUCUGAUCCUUUUGAUCAGUACAAGGUUGCCAAAUCAAUCAUUCAAGAGCUUGAUUCUAAACAUGAAUCCCUCAAAAAUACUACUACUGCAUUGAAUUCUCUAUUGGAUAUAGUUUUUUAUUUGAUUAGGGGGAAGAAGUUCUUUCUUGUCUAA